This is a messenger RNA of Oryza brachyantha (malo sina), 1680 nucleotides long. Its product is annotated as riboflavin biosynthesis protein PYRD, chloroplastic. NCBI's taxonomy places the organism in Eukaryota, Viridiplantae, Streptophyta, Magnoliopsida, Poales, Poaceae. Gene Ontology annotation, biological process: riboflavin biosynthetic process. The transcript has 3 exons. The record is from RefSeq and is a predicted model, not a curated record. Gene Ontology annotation, molecular function: zinc ion binding; diaminohydroxyphosphoribosylaminopyrimidine deaminase activity. Bases 340 to 1530 code for a protein of 396 amino acids.
UCUUGCCCAUUUUGAUACCCGUGGGGAGAGAUAUUAUCUCAUACCCGUCCCCUAAUAAAGGAAAUACCCGUCGGGUAUCAGGGCCCAUUGCCAUCCCUGGUUGCCGGCUUGCCGCUCGUCGGCGGCGCCGUCAUCCACAGUCCGGCGAGAUGGCGCGGCCGUGUGAGGCAGGCAGAGGCUAGGGUCACGUCGGCAACCAGGAGACACCAACCAAACACGACAGCAAACGCAGCAGCCGAGAGCCCCGGAUCCGUCAGGUCAGUCGGACCCCGCUUUAUCAAAAAAUAAACGACGGCUCGUUGGAUUGGGGGAGGACGACUGCUACUCUGCGCCGCCGCCAUGGCUACCUCCUCGCUAGUCCCGCGCGCCCACCUCACUCCGCGCCUCGCGGCCUCGACGGCCCCUCCUUGCAGCGCCCCCCGCUUCGCGGUCCGGGGCCGCCGUGGCCUUGUCGCCGGCGUGCGGUGCCAGGCGCAGGCCAGCGACAUGGACGGGCACUACAUGCGCCGGUGCGUCGAGCUGGCGCGCAAGGCGGCCGGCCACACCAGCCCGAACCCCAUGGUCGGCUGUGUCGUUGUCCGCGAUGGCCGCGUCGUCGGCGAGGGUUUCCAUCCCAAAGCCGGCCAGCCGCACGCCGAGGUAUUUGCCCUAAGAGAUGCUGGGGAUUUAGCAGAGAAUGCAACAGCUUAUGUGAGCUUGGAGCCUUGCAACCAUUAUGGGAGGACUCCUCCCUGCACCGAAGCACUCAUCAGUGCAAAAGUUAAGGAUGUUGUGGUGGGGAUGACUGAUCCAAAUCCUAUCGUGGCAUCCAAGGGGAUUGAACGGCUCAAAAGUGCCGGGAUAGAUGUGAGAUUGUGCUUGGAGGAAGAAUCGGCAUGCCGCAAGCUUAACGAGGCUUACAUCCAUCGCAUGCUUACUGGGAAGGCCUUUGCGACUUUAAGAACUACACUCUCAAUGAAUGGAGUUGUUGUAAAUCAAAUUGGGAGUAAAGCUGAUCAGCCUGAAGGAUACUACUCGCAGUUACUGAAAGAAUACGAUGGAGUCAUAAUUUCAAGCAAUUUUGCCAAGACGACUACCUUGCCAAUAUCCCGUGAAGCUGGUGCGAAGCAGCCUCUUUAUAUCAUCAUAGCACAGGGCGAAGACUCCCAAUUAAACAUUCCGUUUCUCAAAGAAGAGCAUGCUUCCGAGGCAGUAGUUAUAACAGAUAGUCCUAUAACUGUGGAGCCAGCAGGAGUUGAAGUUCUAGCCCUAGAUCGGAUGAGCCUGGAGUCCAUUCUUCAACUUCUUGCACAACGAGGGUUGUGUAGUGUGUUGGUUGAUUUCAGGGAGGCUGGAGGAGGCAUUGCAUCGCUUCUCAACAACUUUCAGGAGGAGAAGCAGGUGCAGAAGGUUGUUGUGGAGCUCCUGCCUGUCUGGACGGUGAGCAAAGGGCCGAGCGACCUGGCAUUUGGUGGAAACCAGUCAUUUCCACUGAAGGAUGUGGAGCACAAGGAGGUAAAUGGAUGCGUGCUGCUUGAGGGCUAUGUGUAACAUCUUAUUUUGUUUGAGUUGGAUCCUGACCUGAAUAGCACUGAUUGUUUACCUCUCUCUGGUAAACUUUCAGUAUGUAAACUUAAGCCUGAAUAUGCAUUUUCCGUUCUACUUUUGUAUACCAUAGCACAUACUUUUUGAUUAGCAAGA